This is a messenger RNA of Syzygium oleosum, 1068 nucleotides long. RefSeq lists its product as uncharacterized. The record is from RefSeq and is a predicted model, not a curated record. NCBI's taxonomy places the organism in Eukaryota, Viridiplantae, Streptophyta, Magnoliopsida, Myrtales, Myrtaceae. The transcript is spliced from 2 exons. Bases 1 to 1068 code for a protein of 355 amino acids.
AUGUUUGACAAGUUUAAGAAGUCUAUGAUGGUUGAAUUUGAUAUGAUUGAUCUUGGGAUGAUGCAUUACUUUUUGGGCAUUGAAGUGACUCAAUCAAUAGCGGGGACUUUUAUUUCUCAAAAGAAAUAUGUUCAAGAAAUUUUAGAUAGGUUUCAGACAAAGAAUUGCAAUUCUGUGAGUAUACCAACUGAGUUUGGUUUGAAGCUUUUGAAAGAUCCUAAAGGAAGAAAGGUGGACAGCACCCGUUACAAGCAAAUUGUGGGAAGCUUGAUGUACUUGACUGCAACACAACCUGAUAUAAUGCGUGCUGUGAGUUUCAUUAGUAGGUACAUGGAAUACCCAAGACAGAUGCAUCUCAAUACUGCAAAAAGAAUUUUUCGAUACUUGCAAGGUACUGUUGCUUAUGGGCUGUUUUAUAAGAAGGAAGAGAAGUCAGAUUUAUUUGGCUUUACAGAUAGUGAUUAUGCUGGGGAUCUAAAUGAUAAAAGAAGCACUUCAGGAUAUGUUUUUAUACUGGGUUCAGGAGCUGUGUCAUGGUCCUCAAAGAAGCAACCAAUUGUUACUUUAUCAACAACCGAAGUUGAGUUCAUAAUUGCAACUUCAUGUGCCUGUCCAGCUAUUUGGCUAAAGAAGAUUCUUGAAGAACUUCAGUUCAAGCAACAAGGAGCAACUUCAAUUUACUGUGACAGUAGUUCAGUCAUUAAACUCUCCAAAAAUCCUGUUCUAUAUGGUAGAAGCAAACAUAUAGAUGUGAAGUAUCACUUCUUGAGGGAUCUUACGAAAGAUGAAGCAAUUGAUCUUAUUUUCUACAGAAGUGACGAGCAAGUUGUGGACAUAUUCACUAAACCCCUCAAGUUGCCUACAUUUCUGAAGCUAAGAAGAUUGCUUGGUGUGGGACUUGCUGCUGGUUGGAAACGUCCGGCCAGAGCUGCUCCUGCCCUGUCCCUCAGCUUCCCUCUCUACACCUGCUCUGCUUCUGUCCUUGAAUGUGCUGCGGAGAGCGUGAGGGAAAGAGAGGGAGCGGAAGAGCAGGGCGGGCCGGUGAAGAAAGAAAGAGAAAGGAGCUAG